Messenger RNA from Branchiostoma floridae (Florida lancelet), 5830 nucleotides. Its product is annotated as trafficking protein particle complex subunit 9-like. The record is from RefSeq and is a predicted model, not a curated record. NCBI's taxonomy places the organism in Eukaryota, Metazoa, Chordata, Leptocardii, Amphioxiformes, Branchiostomatidae. The transcript has 23 exons. The coding region runs from base 220 to 3756 and encodes 1178 amino acids. Gene Ontology annotation, cellular component: trans-Golgi network.
UCCAGUGCGCAUGCGUGCUAGCUGUCAGUGGUCCAAGAUGGCCGUCUUUCCGCAACUGCGAAAAAUUACGUGGAUGUUUUCUGAUAUUUUCCGCUCUGUCGCGCCGCACAGUCAAAGCUCGACCUUUCCCAGCUAGACAUGUACCACCGGCGUUGUGUACAGUGACACAGAGGGCUGUUUUGAAACACAGAUAAUAGAGUACAUAGGACUUCAGUCAAGAUGAGUAUCGCUGAUUACGAGCAAACUGCAGAGGAUCACCAGGCCGUGCUUGUGGUAGUGAAGCCCGCCGGUCAAAUCAACGCCAAAACGUUCAACCACAUCUUUGACCGCAUCACCCGCUGUCGCCACGUACGCUUACCAGAUUCCCAGAGGUCCUUCUGCUUACGUUACAAGAAGAGUUCCCCCGUGGAGAACAAUGUCUGGGGCGAGUUUCAGGCUCAUCGCAAAGUCAUGGGACUGUUGGUUGUUGGGAAAUGCGCGACCGCCGCUGACACCGGUGCGAUACAAGAGCGAUACAACCUACUAAAGGAACUCUACGGCUCCACGCUGUACGAUUCCCGCUGCUUGAUCUUCGGCAUGAAGCAAGAGAACGGGACCAACGCGAAAACAAACAUGGUAUAUUAUUCCAGUGUGGAAGACAGCUUUUCGCUAGAUGAGACUGUGCGGGAAUUUGCAGCCUCCCUUUUCUGGGUCCUAGAAUCAAAGAGGUUGCAGGCGGAACGUUUGGCAAGCGACAAGUCAGAAAAGCUGCCAUUGCUUCUUGCACCAUUCGAGAAGAAAGAUCUGAUUGGGAUUGAUACAGAAACAAGGGCCUUUCGGAAGCGUUGCCAGGGCCGGAUGAGGAAGUACUCUGGAGACCUGUGUCUGCUGGCAGGACUCACACAGGAAGCCCUGCUCCACUACCAGGCUUCUGCUGACAUCCUCAAGUCUGCCAACGACUGGCUCUGGCUCGCUGCUGCUUUUGAGGGAACAUGUGCUGCAUCUGUGACUGUCCAGUACCCACAUGGCACCACAAGGCCCCCUAUGCCCCGUAACCAGUCCUUCAGCGGCAGCCCCAAAGUCACGUCAGAGAGAAAGCUCUCUGGCUCACUCACUAGGGCAGCGAGCGACAGUCGCCUAACAUCUACUGGAAGCGCGUUAUGGACCGCAGUGUCUCAGUUCCUUGAUGUUUCUGCCCCUCCAACGAUGUCACCUAAUGGGUUACCAAUGGCAACAGCAGAAUUCCUGCAAGACGGCAAAGCCAAGAACUGUUUGUCGCCUGAUGAGAUCAUCGAGAAAUACAAGGAGGCUCUCAUUCAGUACAGCAAGUACUCCUAUGCUGGUGUAGUUGAAAUGGAGGCGAGUGUAAAGGCCUGUCGGGUAAUGCUUAUGCAGGGGAAAAAUCUUCAGGCGUCUGAGUUUCUCCAGAACAUGGUGUACAUCAACAUUCAACUCACAGACGAAGAUAAGAUCCAGAGAUACAACACACUGUCAGGGCUGUACGAACAGAUAGGCUUCAAGAGAAAAGCUGCCUUCUUCAAGAGAGUGGCCGCCAUGCAAUGUGUGUCCCCAAACAACCCCAACCCAGCAUGGAACUCUUGCUACCAUCUCCUACAGGAGACCUUGGAUGGUUAUAGUUUGACGCUGGACCCCCGACAGUUCCCGCGAGAGUACACGUACGGGUGGCCAGCGAUACAGCUGCGGAUUCUACACGAGAUGGUGUACACGGCCAGGAAAAUGGGCAAUCCUGCGUUAGCUGUCAGACACAUGUCCUUCCUACUGCACGCCAUGAGUGACCAUCUAGCGCCAUACGAGAGGAAAGAGUUGUCCAAGGUGUUGGAGAGCUACACUGCGAAAGUCCCGGGAACACCCGUUCCUCUGGCGCUGGAGAGCGGCGCCAUCUUACCUCCCGUGCCAAUGACAAACUUGCCAACUGUCAAGUCGUUCAAGUUGCUGGACUUGGCUCCACACUUGAGACCCAUGAAGAAACCGUCCAGCCAGGCCAGCUCAGCCUCCCUCAACAGUCCAUUCAUCUACUCACCCAUCCAGUCUAGGCAGCAGGAGAAGAAGGACCAAUCAAAAAUGGACUUCCAGUGGGUGAGUGGAGAGGUGUGUGAGAUGGCACUGCAGGUCAUUAACCCCAUGCCCUUUGAACUCAAGGUGCAGAACAUGAGUGUGAUGUCUGAAGGGAUCGUGUUUGAGCCCCUCAUCAGUAACCUGUCCCUCCCCGCCGAGUCUGGACCACUUGGUGUCACCCUACUGGGGACUCCUAAAACAGCCGGACAGCUCAAACUCGUGGGAUAUGUAACGCAUGUACUUGGAGUGAAGUCCCAUUGCAAGUUCAAAGAUUUACGACAGAUAGAGGAACCAGACUACUCUGUGGAGGUGGUUCCUGAACUGCCCAAACUACAGGUCACGACAUCACUGCCGAAAGCCGCGUUCGGAACGACCAAUCACAACCUGGGUCUCAACAAGGCCAAGGAAACCGCUGUGACAAGUGCUGCUGCUAGGCUGUAUGCUGGAGAGAGUCAAGAAUGUGUUCUAACUCUCCAAAAUGUUAGCCAGAUUCCAGUGGAAUCCAUAGACAUAAGUUUGGACACUUCCAUAAGUUCCCCAAAAGUUCCCUCCGGAUUUUUCACCUGGAAUUUGGAGAACACGAAAGCCCAACUUCCACUCCAACCUGGUGCCAUGGCAACAUUCACAGUACUAAUCAAGGCGGUGGGAGAGAUCGCAACACAGGACAGAAAAUCAGCCGAAAAUGAAGAACCCAGUAGUAGACACAGUUCACCCAAGAAGUCUCCCCAGACCAGACCCCGGUCCAUGAGAACGGCUGCCAUGACUGCUCCACCCAUGGAGGCACAACAACCUGAGGAGGAGAAAGCACAGCCAGUGGAUGCAGUGCUGAAGCUGACAUACUCAGGAGGGCAGGGUUACGAGGAAGGUUACCACAGACAAGCCUCCAUCAUACUUCAUGUGGACGUACUACAGUCACUACUCGUGUCCAAGGUCAACAUACUACCUGCUCCAAGCCCUAGACAUUGCCACUUGACGCUAGACCUCCAUAACGUCACCAGACAUGAGGUCGUCAUCAGUUACCCUGACAACGAUGACCUAAUCAUCGAGAGCAAGCAACUGAAGAGAAUUGCAGUCCGUGUGGAGAGAUUUUCCCUGCCAGAGCCGUGUACGAGUGAUGCUCCCAUCUCCAUCAUCAGCCCUGCUGAUGCCAGGAGCCAGCAGUACAGCCAACAACUCGCCACUCUCGUGGACAUCAGAUGGAAAAUGCCCUCUAGUGGAACCUGUGGAGUUGUAAACCUAGAAGGGAUCCCCAUGACACCUGAGGCGAUCGACCUCAUAAGUAUUUCACCCAUACAAUGGGAUGUUAGAAUAGACGACAAACAUUAUGAUACAGAGGAACCAGUGCAAUGCAUGGUGGGAAGGCCCAUGUCAGUGAAAGUGUCGGUUACGAACGCGUCAGCUGAAGCGGUGGAGGGGAGCACGCUUGUCGUACAGCCGUACCAGGACCUGUGGAACGGGACAGUCCUGAACAACGUUGGCGGAAAAGUUGCAUGCGUCGGAUGUCAGAAGAGGGAUGUCAAAAAGAUGGAGCCAGGUGAAAGUUUCCAGCACUCGUGUACGUUUGUGUUUUUCUGCUGCGGUGACUUCGGCCUAGACAUCCGUGCCACGUGUGCGUCCCGAGUCAGAUCGCAGGACCACAAGUGGGUUUUCACUCCCAUCGUCAGAAUAACAGUCCAAGACAAGGCCAAGAAGAGUCCGUGAAAAGUUUUCCUUCAAGCCGUUAUCACUUGAAAUGUGCAAAGACACUGGGAAUUCGGGAAGUCAAAUCAAAUUCUAACCUUGUCCGUUUAUUUGUUGAGUUUGGAAAUAAGUUUCCAUGUUAUUUGAAAGAGCACUUUCUGAAACAUUACAGUGUCAUAACUGUAGUUGCCAAGAUUGUAAGAUUUCCUAAAUUUUCAGUGUUUUUCCAAAUUUCAAGUGUUUUGACUUUAAAUAGUGUGAAAAAUAGCUGUUAAACAAGUCUGCGCUUGUAGAGUACACUGUUAUGGAAAGUGCAAUCCAGAUCAUGUAUAAAUUAUUGUAAUUUGCAUAGCACAUGCCUAAACCAAUCAGCUAGCUCCUUUCCUUGGGUGGACGUUUUGAUUGGUUGAUGUAGUUUUGCUGUUCUGUGACAGCAGAUGAUUGGUCACUUUGUAGACCAAUGAAAUGUGAUAAGUGGUGAAACAAUUUAGUGAAUUAUGUUACACUUAAUAAUGAUAUGUACCACAUUAUGAAAAUGCUCUUUGGUAGUCAAAAUGUGUGCUUCUAUCAAUGUUUUUGAGUUUACCACUACUUAUUGUCUAUGCAUUGAAGUGCAUAUUGCCAUGGAUCUCAUGUUUUCGUUUGUUGACAAUAGGCUAUGCAUAUACAGUGCAUUUUGCCAAUGCACAAAAACAGUGGAAACAGUGGCAAAUUGAUAUGACAAAUGAAUAUUGUUUGUUUAAGCAAAAAACGUUCUGGACAAGCCUGUUUUUAAGUUAUGACAUUUCAUUUCAGUGAAGCAAAGCAGUCUAAAAUCCACUCAAAGUAUAUUUGGUAGAGCUGUCCUGAAAACUACAUAUUCAGGAUAAAACUGUGUAUUUCUUAGUUGUAAAUGUGAAUAUAUGGUACAAGCUACAACCUCACUGUAUAGGUUAUGUUCAGACUGAAUAUGAGUAGUUUACGGGUUGUAUGGAGAAACCCUAUGUUACACUAUUCUAGGGAUAUUGUAUAGCAUCAAGACAUCUAAAUGGAAGAUUAGUGGAAGGAACUUGAAUGUGAACUUCUAUAGGUGAAGGUAGAAAGGUGUGAAGUUCAUAUAUGACUAGGAGACUAUGGUAAAGUAUUCUUGAUGGUUCUGAGCCACUUUUGUGUAUACUUUCAAUACAUAGUUCGAUUCCCAAGUGAGCAUUUCAGAUGGUAGGAGGCACUUUGAAAGCUUACGAGAAUGUAUGCAUGAUAAACCUAAAGUUACUUAUGGCCUUGCACAAGUCAAUGAUCUUUAAAAAUCAAUCAUUUUCUCAGUUGCCAUACAAUGCAUGAAGAAAUAACUGACCAUUAGUAUUAUUUUUUUGUGGGAUUCAGGUAGUCCAAGAACUGUUGAAUUGUCUUUGCCAUGUAGACAAUUAUGAACGUUUUGUCUGAGAAGACAUACCUUGAUAGCUGCAAGUUGGUGUGCAUUUAUUAUGGGUCAUAGCUUUAGAAGGGUUAAACAGACAUUUUUUAGUACAUUUGUACCCCUGAUGCCAUCCUUAACGUGCUUCCAAUGCCUUUAUGAACAGAAAAUAUGAUGUACAUUUUUUUCUUUCUUUUGCUUUUUUUUUCAAGCAGAGCAGAGAAUGUAGUAGUCACGAGCGACAAUCAUACAUGUGAGAAACUUGCCAAUGAAAGAAUUUAAGUCUUAGAAUCAUACAAAAGCUUUGAAAAAUUAGAGAAUGGAGACAUUAAUAUUCAAUUGUACAUUUCAUUUCACAAUGUAUAAUGUUGGUCAUAUUCAACUAUUGUAGAAAUUUGAUGACGUAAGAAUAUCCCUUAGUGUUGGAUAUUUGGUACAGUCCUUUGUUGUAUUUAUGUUUCUGGACUAGUCUAAUUCAUGGUAUGGGGAUGGGCAGGGGUGCAGUUAUGAUAUUUAUGGAAGAUGCUAUUGAUGCUUAUUAAUCUACUUUUGACUAUAUAUAUGUGCAAUUCUUCAUAGUGUAAUUUAACAGGGCUUUAUGUAACCUGUAAGUUUGGAAGUAUUCCUGCUAUAUUUGUGCAAGAGAGAAUUCCUGUACAACAAUGUAAAGAUGUGGAAAUACAAGGAUGAUGCAAAAAUCAA